AUGAGCAACCUGGAGCCACCCACCAAGAUGCCUGGGGCCAACACCCCCACCUGUUCAGCACAGCACACCUACAGCAACCUUGGUGAGGUCCGCACCCACCUGCUGCCCUCCAAGGCCUGCCGCCCACGGACAUCUGAGCCCCCCGCGACUGACCCGCAGCCCCUGCCCCCACCCCUGCCCAAGAAGACCCUCACCAGGACCCAAUCGCUGCCCACCCACAAAGCCUCCAGCCCCAGCCUCACUCGAGCAAGGCCGCCUCAGAAGCCCCUUGUGGGGUCUCGCAGUGUGGAUGAGAGCCAGGCAGGCGACGACAGGGCGGGGUCAGCCCAGUCGCCUGCAGAGCCGCCCUACAGCUCGCUGGACACGGAACUGGGCCUCUCCCUCCAAGAUUUGCACCACCCGGAGGCCGUGCACGCAGCUCUGGAGGCCCGGCAGCUGGAGGGUCUCCGCGCCGUGCACGCCCGGCUGCACACCCGGCUUCUGGGGGGCCGCCCGGGCCCCUGCCGGCCAGACCACGGCUUCCGCCUCCUGGACAGCUCGCCCUGUGUGGAGAGCGGGGACGCCCUCUACUACCGCCUGGUGCGCGUGCAUGAGGAGGCGUGGCACCUCCUGGCUGCCAAGGUGCCCAAGCCAGGAGCUGAGGAGCCCCACCCCUGGGGCCUGGAGCUACAGGUCUCUCUGCUCCCACAUUUCAACCUCCAGGGGCUGUGUGGCUUGUUGCCCGAGGGUGCACUGCCUGAGGCGCCCUGGAGUGGCUGCGUGGCGCUGGUGGCUGAGGUGCCAGAGCUCACUGUGGCCCAGUGGCUUGUGGAGGCAGGUGCUCAGCCGCCGGAGGAGUUCACGAAGACCGUGGCCCUGCUGCUGCUGCAGCUGAGCGCCGCCCUAGAGCGCCUGGAGGCACAGGGCGCGGCCCUGGCUGAGCUUCGGCUGGAGAACCUACUGCUGGUGGCGCCUCGGGGCUGCAUGGCCACUGGGCCCCCACGCCUGCUGCUGGCGGACUUCGGACGCGUUCGCCCGCGGCCUCCCGGCACCCCCGGCAUCCACGCACGGCAGCUGGGCCGCCUGUUCCGAGAGCUGCUUGGCCCGGGAGUGCCCUUGGCCACACCCGUGGCCGCAGGCCUGGAGCGCCUGGCGGCCCAGCUGACCCGUGUGUGGCCGUCAGCGGCCCGGACACGCAGCGCGCUGCAGGCGCUGCUCUGGGGGCCCGGACCAGAGCUGCGCAGCCACGGAGCCCCACUGGGGUCCUGGCUGCGCGUGCGCCGAACCAUGCUGGUCCUGCACCUGGCUGAGCGGGCCGUGGGUGGGGAGGUGCCCGGUCUGGAGGACUGGCUCUGCUGUGAAUACCUGACGGAGGCCACAGCAGCCUCAGUGGACCUCGCCCUCAGUCUGCUGUGGGACUGA
Budorcas taxicolor (takin) is the source of this 1401-nucleotide messenger RNA. RefSeq names its product PEAK family member 3 (gene PEAK3). Lineage: Eukaryota; Metazoa; Chordata; Mammalia; Artiodactyla; Bovidae. The record is from RefSeq and is a predicted model, not a curated record. Gene Ontology annotation, biological process: protein phosphorylation. Bases 1 to 1401 code for a protein of 466 amino acids. The transcript is spliced from 3 exons. Gene Ontology annotation, molecular function: protein kinase activity. Gene Ontology annotation, cellular component: focal adhesion; actin cytoskeleton.